This is a messenger RNA of Camelina sativa (false flax), 1829 nucleotides long. RefSeq names its product AP2-like ethylene-responsive transcription factor TOE3. Gene Ontology annotation, biological process: regulation of DNA-templated transcription. Gene Ontology annotation, molecular function: DNA-binding transcription factor activity; DNA binding. The record is from RefSeq and is a predicted model, not a curated record. NCBI's taxonomy places the organism in Eukaryota, Viridiplantae, Streptophyta, Magnoliopsida, Brassicales, Brassicaceae.
GAUAAAAAAAAAAGAGAGUGAAAAUGAUAAAUUUUGAGUAGUUGGAGUAGGAGAAAUUAAAUAGUACAAUAAAGAAUUAAAUAAGAAAGAUAGACACUCCCAUCUACAUCCUAAAUUUUAGUCCAUAAUAAUUUCAGCAAACUUUUGAAUUUUCUGAAUUUUACUUUCCCUUUUUUAUAUAAAAGAAAACUGUGAUGUCAAUACUCAGGAGACCAAAAACUAGGAGACAGUCUUAUGCACUUGUAUUGGGAAAGAAUCAUAUUUCUAUAUUGAUUUCUUCUCUCAUCAACUUUUUAAAUUUUUAUAGUAUUUAAUACUAGUAAAUUUUGUUUUUACUCCUUUCAUUGAUAAAAAUUUUCUGCACCUCUCUAGUUAUGAUGAUGAAUAGGGUCAGAUAUUUCUAUUCAUAUGGAUCCUCAUAAUCUUUUUAUUUAUUUAUUUAUUACAAGUUCCUUUAUACAACUCACCUUAAAUAUUGUUCUUGUCUUCUCAUCUUUAAGUCUUGCUUCUCCCAAAUUUCUUGUUCUUUCCUCUUUUUUGUUGUUAAAAGGAAGAAAAAAAAAAUGUGGAACCUUAACGACUCACCUGACCACCACGAAGCAUCCGACAGUAGAGGGAAUCGGUUUGGACACGUGUCAAACUACAUGAGCCAAUCUACCACUUGGCUAUCGUCAGUGCCUCCGGUGACCCGGAAUUUCUUUCCGAGUCAAGUCAUGGAACCGGGAAUAUAUGGUUCCGGUUUCAACAGAAGCCAAGGUGGGGGUAAGUCGGAUCCGAGCGGGUCCGGUCGACCAGAUGAGCUGGCGCCGGAGAUAUCGCCGCCGUUAAAGAAGAGCCGGCGUGGUCCUCGCUCACGUAGCUCUCAGUAUAGAGGAGUCACGUUUUACCGACGAACCGGAAGAUGGGAGUCACAUAUUUGGGACUGUGGGAAGCAAGUGUACUUAGGUGGGUUUGACACAGCACAUGCCGCUGCUCGUGCCUAUGAUCGAGCGGCAAUUAAAUUCAGAGGUGUAGAUGCAGAUAUUAAUUUCGACAUUGAAGACUACGUGGACGAUUUGAAACAGAUGGGGAAUUUGACAAAGGAAGAGUUUAUGCAUGUUCUUCGAAGGCAAAGCACUGGGUUUCCAAGAGGCAGUUCUAAAUUCAGAGGUGUUACUUUGCACAAAUGUGGAAGAUGGGAGUCUCGUUUGGGUCAAUUUCUCAACAAAAAGUACGUUUAUUUGGGUCUCUUUGAUACCGAGAUUGAAGCUGCAAGAGCUUAUGAUAAAGCUGCAAUAAAGUGUAAUGGGAAAGACGCAGUUACCAACUUUGACCCUAAAGUAUACGAGGAAGAAGAGCUUAUUAUUAGCUCAGAGUUGAAGUGGAAUGAUCAUAGUCUUGAUCUAUGUCUAGGAGAAUCAAGCUCGGAAGAGUUAGGAUUCAGAUCCGAGAUUGCGAGCUUAACGAAUAGGAUUGGAGAUGAGGAAAGAUUAUUAGGGAGUGAUCUAUCGCUAGCCAUGACGACGACAGCAGUCAGAUCAGACGGUGGAGGAAGCCGAGUAGGAAUGGCAGCAUCAUCAGGAUUCUCUCCUCACCCUUCUUCUCCUUGGCACCACCCCACCCCUAACAACUUCCACUUCUUUCGUCACUGAUUCAUUCAUCACCAUUAUCACAAUCAUCUGAGCUAGUGUGAAUUAAAAUAUGCUUUGGGAGAAUUUGAAUGAUCAUUUCUCGAGUUAAUUUUUUUUGGCUCUGUCUAUGUAUGUAUACAUAUAUAUGCUCUUGAGUCGAUAUAAGAGUUUCUUCUUUCAUUAGUUUAAUCAGGCAGCAAAAGCUAAUUUUAAUCUGAA